Molecule: messenger RNA, 4142 nt
Organism: Camelina sativa (false flax)
Lineage: Eukaryota; Viridiplantae; Streptophyta; Magnoliopsida; Brassicales; Brassicaceae
Source: RefSeq, a predicted model, not a curated record
AACACAUUUCUUUCUUUCUUUCUUUCUCCUGAAAAAAUAUUCAUUAAGAAAGAGAAUCCUAUCUCUUUCCAAUGGAUUCUACUGAUUCAAUCCUUUUUCUUAGUUGAGAAAUCGAUUUUCUUUUGUCGAUUUCACAACUCGCAAUGUCAAGCGGGAGGCUUUGCGGCUUCACGCCGAUAACCUUCUGUCGAAAGAUCACAAAGUUGCAGGUCGCUCGAGGGCUAGCUCUAAAAAGGCUUAUCAAAGGAAAACACGAAUUUAGACGUGCAGCAACAUCAAAGAACAAUGUUGAUCAGAAAAACAAAAAUAAAGAGAUCAAACGCACAGCUUCACAAAUAUCUUCUGUUGUAGAAGCUUCUCCAAAGAGUUUGCAUUCUACAAAACAUGUUUCUACUCCCCGUGGCGCCGCAUCUCCUAUGUCGGUAAAGAAUGCAAAGAAUCAAGUGAAUACACCGAAAAAUAACACUUCGGAUGGUUCUUCGCCGAAAUGUAUGGCAAAUUUCAUCUUGAUGGUGGAACUAAGGAAGAACAUCUUUGCUUUUAGAGAUAUGAUUGAUUUACCUUCUCUUGAUGGUUCUCUAUCUGUCACCGAGAUUAUAACACAAACAAUGAAGGAUUUACAAAAGCUUUCUCCUGAGAUUGUAACCAUUAAUCAAUCUUUUGUAAUGGAAGGAGCUGACAUGGAUAAGAUGUUGAUUUUCUUCUACGAAGAUCUCAGAGCUAUUGGGGAUUCUUGGAUUAUGGAUACUGACUGGAUCUAUCGAUCCAAGUACAAAAACAGUGGAGUUGGCAAGAAUAAGUCUGAUCGUCUAGUGGAGCAUGUAUUAGCAGCUCUUGAUGGACUAAUCAAGACGACAAGAGAAAGGUUCGGUAUGAUGGAUCAUGAAUCUGAAGGAAGAAAGAAUUUUACACCAAAGGGUGUUUCAUCAGAAGCAAGAAGAAGCUUUACAAGAUCUGCUUCUUAUUCAGAAAGUAACAACUCUUUUUACCCAUCCCCAUUAACACCAAGAUCAGUACUUCCGGGGACAAUGCUAAUGUCUAGUAACUCAACAUCUCCAAGUCUUUGGAACUUGAGAGCUCAAGCUUUGGAUAGGUUAAGCCCUGUUGAUUUGAAGCGGUUUGUUAAUGAUAUGAAGAUUAGUAUCGAAGAAGAAAACGAAGAGAGCGAUACAUCAUUAGCAGAAAAGGAAGAGGAGGAAGAAGAAGAUAAUGAUUCCUCUGUUUUCGAAACAGAGAAGCAUGAUAUUGAAACAGAGGAUCAUAGGGAAGGUUCUGGAACAGAGCAUGAGACUGAAGCAGAGCAUGAGAUUGAAGAACAUAAUCACAUCGAUGGUUCUGACACAGAGCCUGAGAUUGAAACAGAGCAUCAUCUUGUAGGUUUUGAAACAGAGGACCAUAAGGAUCAUAGGGAAGGUUCUGGAACAGAGCAUGAGACUGAAGCAGAGCAUGAGAUUGAAGAACAGAAUCACAUCGAUGGUUCUGACACAGAGCCUGAGAUUGAAACAGAGCAUCAUCUUGUAGGUUUUGAAACAGAGGACCAUAGUGAAACCACAACUUCAGAGAGUAACUCAAUAGACUAUUCUCAAAAAGAAGAAGAAUCAGUACCUCGAUCGCCUCCACCUCCGCCACUUCCAUCACCGCAAUCGCCGUCACCAAUAGCCUCAAUGUUAAACAACAAAUCCACUCUUAUCUCGCAACCACCACCCCCACCUCCAUCACCACAGUCUGAACUCAAAGCUCCGGCUCCUCCACCGCCACCACCUACGUCAAAAUCAUCUGAAAGUGGAGCUUUUUGUCAAUUUCCGAGACAACAAUCAAUGCCGGCACCUCCAGCACCACCAGGUAGCGUAAGAUCUUUGCGUGCUAAGAAAGCAACUAGCAAAUUGAGAAGAUCAGCACAAAUAGCAAAUCUCUAUUGGGUUCUCAAAGGGAAGCUAGAAGGCCGAGGCGUUGAAGGGAAAACAGGAAAAGCAAGUAAAGGGCAAAAGAAUGUUCCAGAGAAAUCUCCUGUUAAAGGUGCAAGAUCAGGAAUGGCUGAUGCACUUGCAGAGAUGACAAAGAGGUCAAGUUAUUUCCAGCAAAUCGAAGAAGAUGUUCAGAAAUACGCUAAAUCAAUCGAAGAACUGAAAUCUUCAAUACAAAGUUUCCAGACAAAAGACAUGAAAGAAUUGCUUGUUCAUAGCAAAGUGGAAUCUGUUCUUGAGAAACUAACUGAUGAAACUCAAGUUCUCGCGAGGUUUGAAGGUUUCCCUGAAAAGAAACUAGAAGCAAUAAGAACAGCAGGUGCCUUGUACAAGAAGUUAGAUGGGAUUUUAGUUGAGCUCAAGAAUUGGAAAAUUGAACCUCCAUUAAACGAUCUUCUAGACAAGAUAGAACGUUACUUCAACAAAUUUAAAGGAGAGAUUGAAACGGUUGAGCGAACAAAAGACGAAGACGCUAAAAUGUUUCAGAGAUACAACAUUAACAUCGAUUUCGAAGUUCUUGUUCAAGUCAAAGAAACUAUGGUUGAUGUUUCAUCAAAUUGCAUGGAGUUAGCACUAAAGGAGAGGAGAGAAGCAAACGAGGAAGCGAAGAACAGUGAAGAAAGCAAGAUGAAUAAUAUGAAGGCAGAGAGAGCUAAGAGGAUGUGGAGGGCAUUUCAGUUUGCUUUCAAAGUUUAUACAUUUGCAGGAGGUCACGAUGAACGAGCAGAUUGUUUAACAAGACAACUUGCACAUGAGAAAGAAGAUAAUGAUUCCUCUGUUUUCGAAACAGAGAAGCAUGAUAUUGAAACAGAGGAUCAUAGGGAAGGUUCUGGAACAGAGCAUGAGACUGAAGCAGAGCAUGAGAUUGAAGAACAGAAUCACAUCGAUGGUUCUGACACAGAGCCUGAGAUUGAAACAGAGCAUCAUCUUGUAGGUUUUGAAACAGAGGACCAUAGUGAAACCACAACUUCAGAGAGUAACUCAAUAGACUAUUCUCAAAAAGAAGAAGAAUCAGUACCUCGAUCGCCUCCACCUCCGCCACUUCCAUCACCGCAAUCGCCGUCACCAAUAGCCUCAAUGUUAAACAACAAAUCCACUCUUAUCUCGCAACCACCACCCCCACCUCCAUCACCACAGUCUGAACUCAAAGCUCCGGCUCCUCCACCGCCACCACCUACGUCAAAAUCAUCUGAAAGUGGAGCUUUUUGUCAAUUUCCGAGACAACAAUCAAUGCCGGCACCUCCAGCACCACCAGGUAGCGUAAGAUCUUUGCGUGCUAAGAAAGCAACUAGCAAAUUGAGAAGAUCAGCACAAAUAGCAAAUCUCUAUUGGGUUCUCAAAGGGAAGCUAGAAGGCCGAGGCGUUGAAGGGAAAACAGGAAAAGCAAGUAAAGGGCAAAAGAAUGUUCCAGAGAAAUCUCCUGUUAAAGGUGCAAGAUCAGGAAUGGCUGAUGCACUUGCAGAGAUGACAAAGAGGUCAAGUUAUUUCCAGCAAAUCGAAGAAGAUGUUCAGAAAUACGCUAAAUCAAUCGAAGAACUGAAAUCUUCAAUACAAAGUUUCCAGACAAAAGACAUGAAAGAAUUGCUUGUUCAUAGCAAAGUGGAAUCUGUUCUUGAGAAACUAACUGAUGAAACUCAAGUUCUCGCGAGGUUUGAAGGUUUCCCUGAAAAGAAACUAGAAGCAAUAAGAACAGCAGGUGCCUUGUACAAGAAGUUAGAUGGGAUUUUAGUUGAGCUCAAGAAUUGGAAAAUUGAACCUCCAUUAAACGAUCUUCUAGACAAGAUAGAACGUUACUUCAACAAAUUUAAAGGAGAGAUUGAAACGGUUGAGCGAACAAAAGACGAAGACGCUAAAAUGUUUCAGAGAUACAACAUUAACAUCGAUUUCGAAGUUCUUGUUCAAGUCAAAGAAACUAUGGUUGAUGUUUCAUCAAAUUGCAUGGAGUUAGCACUAAAGGAGAGGAGAGAAGCAAACGAGGAAGCGAAGAACAGUGAAGAAAGCAAGAUGAAUAAUAUGAAGGCAGAGAGAGCUAAGAGGAUGUGGAGGGCAUUUCAGUUUGCUUUCAAAGUUUAUACAUUUGCAGGAGGUCACGAUGAACGAGCAGAUUGUUUAACAAGACAACUUGCACAUGAGAUUCAGACAGAUCCUGAUCAAACUGAUUCAUCGAACAUGUCCUGA